Molecule: messenger RNA, 1322 nt
Organism: Ciona intestinalis (vase tunicate)
Lineage: Eukaryota; Metazoa; Chordata; Ascidiacea; Phlebobranchia; Cionidae
Product: synaptotagmin-1-like
Biological process (GO): calcium-ion regulated exocytosis
Cellular component (GO): plasma membrane; exocytic vesicle
Molecular function (GO): calcium ion binding; phosphatidylserine binding; SNARE binding
Source: RefSeq, a predicted model, not a curated record
AAAAUAAAAACUAAAAACUGUUUAUUUUGUGUUUUUAUUAAAAUGGGGAGUGGAGCUUCUAAAGUCACUCAACCGAAACCAAAAGUGACGUCAUCAAACUAUGACGUCACACCGAAAAGUUCUGACGUUCAGGAUAAACAUGCAAGCGGCGUGAACAAUAUGUACAUGCUGAAACGAAUGUUCAAACAAAUUGAUCCGGUUGUCAUGAAGUCAAACCACGGAAUCCAAGGAAAAAUAAACGCAGCUGUCAAAUAUGUUUCGGGGAAAUCGGUUUUGCUUGUUAAGGUGGUUUGUGCGCAAGACUUGGUGGCCAAAGAUCUUCGUGGCUCGGCUUCUGAUCCGUACAUUAAGGUCGGCAUCUACGUUGACGGUCACAUGAUUGACGAGAAAUCAACGUCAGUAAAGCGGAACACACGUGACCCGAUUUAUAACGAGGUUAUGAUGUAUGAGGUCACAAACGACAUGAUGACAUCACUUAAGAUAAGAAUGUCUGUUUGGUCGGACGAUGGUCUGGGUGAUGAUGACGUCAUAGGUGAACACGUCAUAGACGUCGCUGAGAUGGAUUGUUAUGACGUCAUAAUCAACAAAUGGUUCCAUCUCCAUCCGCAGACGGACUUCUCGAUCGGUGGUGACGUAACAAUCACGAUGACGUAUGUGAUGCCGCAGACGUUGUGUGUCGUCAUUAAUGACGUCACGAACCUACAUUGCAAGAACCAGAACCCAUCGUUAUUAAUCCGCGCUAUUAUUCCGGGAAUCCCCUUCGUUCACAAAACCACCACGAAAAUCCCCCACCAACAAGGAAAUGACGUCAUUUCGUGUGAUUGGAACGAAAGUUUUGAAUUUCCGGUUGCGAGAGGGGAACUCCCUAGCAGGUACGUCGUGCUGGUGGUUUGUGACGUCACAGAGGAUAAUUAUCUCGGUGAAUGUCAGAUUGAUCUUGACAAUUUCGAUUGUGACGUCGGUUAUUCCGGAACUUUUCGAUUGUCUGACAUGAGGGGCAACGCAAAGGUUCGAAGUCGAUGGAGUAGCGACGCCGUUAGUGAAGAACUUAAACAAGCCAUGGCGGCGCACGCGGUUUAUAAGAUGCCACAGUUUAUCUUUACAAGGGUCGGGGACAAUAAGGCAAUAUCGUUACGUGUCCCGAAAGUUGGAACAGAAUCGCGGAUCCGCGUCGUCAAUGGGAUUCUUGUCCGCUAGGUAGCAGCACACACCCCACCUUUUAGUUUUUAUGUUCCUGCACUUACCCGCACAAUAACUUUGUGAUAUUUAUGUCCUCGCACUUUCAUUCAUAAUUAAUAUUAAAUAAACUCUUCAGCACAAAA